AUGGAAGAUAAAAUAAAUAAACUUUUUGCUUUAUUCAAUGAUUUCAAGAAUCAGCAACUCUUUAGCUUGGCUUUGGCUCAAAUAGUGAAUGUGUAUAAUGAUUACCCUGCCUGUUUGUAUUAAAUAUUAAGAAAAACAAACAAAUUAAUAUAUUCAAGAGCCCAAGAUCCUCGUCUUCGUUUAGAGCAUUCUCAAAUUGCUGCUGCAAUUAUUGAAAGAACAUACAAGAUCUACAAUGAACGACUUGAAGAAUAUUUGUUAUCAUCAUCUAAUGACUCUAUCCCUGAAAACUUGUUUCAUUUUGAACCAAUAUUGGAUCAAUAAGCAGAGGAUGCUAUGCAGUAAGAGUAAAUUCGUGAUUAUGAAGAGAUCAAAUCAAAUAUUAAGCUAAAGAGUGAAUAAAUUGAUUUCAUCCAUCUGAUCAACGACGGGAGUGCAAUUCUCGGAAAAGACAUGAAAUACUUAAAAAGAUCACAAGAGAAUAAAAAUUAGAAGUUAGAUGAUGAAACCCUUGACAUAAGAUAAGAGGAAAUCAUGAGAUUGAUGGGUUUGUCUGGCAAUUUUAAUUUGUCAAAUGUCACCCGAUUAUUGGAAUUUAUGUAAGGAGAUGCAGAGAUACCCAUAGAUAUGAAUUCAUCCUCCGAUGAGAUUGUAGAAAGUUCUAGUGAUGACGAUGCAGUAGGUUAAUAUAAGAAGAAAAGUAAGACCAAAGGUAAAUUACCAGAAACUAAUCUCAAAAAGAAACCAUCUGCUCAAAAGAAGAAUCAAACUACAAAGUAUUGUGUAAUAAACCCUUUUAAUGUGAUUUACAAUAGAGCAGUCUAUGAAUUGAUGAAUCAUAAAUGGUAAGAAAGACAUGCAAGUGCUCUGGUUUUGAAAUCUAUUGUUAGGCAAAAAGGAUUUUUAAAUUUGGGAUUCAGCUAUUUGAUCAAAGGUGAUGAAAAGGAGAUUAAUGGCAUUUUGAGAGCCAGUCUAAUCGAAUACAUAAGUGAUAAGAAUGGAUAAUUAAACAAAUUAGAAUAUUUAUUGACUAGAUGCUGUGUAUUAAUUGUGAUGGAUCGAUUUGCAGACUACUUUGGAAAUUAAACAAUCAUGAUUGUAAGAGAAGCAGCCUGUUAAACUGCUAUUACACUUUUAACAGAUAGGAAUUACAAUACUAAUAUUUGGAUUCAUUAUCCCGAUAGUUUUAUGAAAUUUGUGCUGUUAUUGAAAGAUUUCAUCGAAGAGGGAUAGAGAGUGUAAAUAUAUGAAGUCUCUUAAAGUGCUCUAUUCUUAGUCAAAGGUUUAUUGAAGGAUCAUCUGUAAGUGAUUUUUGAUAAUUUUUCAGAAAUGCUGUUGUAGGUAGGUUAGAGAGAUAAUGAAGAUGAGAUUUUAGAAUUAUUGGCAGAUAUAUGGAAGGAAUUCCUAUCAUUAGGUUUGAAUUAGAAAUAUUAUAAUACUGUCUAUACAAUUACAAUGGAAUAACUAAAGAAACAGGAUGACAUCAGUUUUGCUGGAAAAUCUAUAUUCUAAUUUUUAAGUGCACUAUUUCAAAUAGGUUUCAAAAUACAGAAAUAAUUUUAAGGAGAAAUAGAAAAUUUAAAAAAGUUCUUCUUUCAUAGAAUUGUAGAAGUCAAAGAAUAAUUUUAUAAAUAUUUAUUGGCUUUUUCAAAGUAGCAAGCAACAAAAUAAGUUGAUGCUAGAACAAUAAAUUUUAUGAAAAUCAUAUUUUAGACUGGAGUCUUUGAAGAGAAAUUCGAGACCUUCUAAACAUUAAUGAAUAUCUUGGAACAAUUAUCCAAACAUUUAGAGGAAGAAUAACUCUAUGAAUUUAUCUAAUUUGUUCACAAUUUCUCUACUGAUCAUCAAUUUAAGAAAUACUUUUAUCUGUUUGAUGGAAUGAAAAGAGAAUCUAUAGAUAUUCAUUAUCCAAACUUGGCUCAACAAACUUCAAAUCCCAUCGACAAUUAGACAUUUAGAAUGAUUAAGACUGCUUAUUUGAUCAAAGAUAUUAAUUAUAACCAUUAAUUAACAGUUGAUUUGGAUCCAAUUAACUUUAUUUACACUUUCAGGAAUUAUAUAAAUAAUAGAAAGGAAUUAAAUUUAGAAGUUGAUAGUACACGUCAGAAUGGAUGUUGCUUUGAUGAUUUGGAUCUCAAGAUUCAGGUUUCGAUGCAAUAAUUGAAUGUGUUAUUGAAAAACUAUAUGCAAAUCGAAAAAGAACAGGAAUACUUAGCUAUCAUAUAAGGAUUUGUCAAAAUAUAUGGAGACUUUGCAAUAGCUCCAGCUCAUUCACCAAAGCUUAGAUAAUUGUAUCCUGUUAUCUUAAAUUAACUUAAGCAGUUGAGUUCAAUUGACUACGAAAUGGAUUAAGAAUCAAUUUAGAAAUUAUAAGAUACUACUUCAGAUUUGGUUUAGAACCUGUAGGCUUUUACAAAGUUGAGCAAUGAACUAAACUUGAACUUCAAGGUGUUAACUACAGAUCACACUGAAUCAUUAAUUCAAAGAAUAAGAAUAGACAAAUUUCAUUUAAUACAGGAUAUUGCAUCAGAAAGAUUAUCCAAAUAAAUGUCUUUAAAUCCAAACUGUUGUGAUUUAACAUCCCUUUAUGUUAAAUAAAGUACAUAAUAAACAGUCUAGUAUAUACUAUCUUCUAAGAAUGAAUUGAAAAGAAAGGAUUAUGGUAGAAAAAGAUUAAUUUGGCAUUUGCUAAGAAAUUAAGUAGAUUUCUAAUCUUGGCAUCUCUUUUUUGAGAGACUCUUCUUAUAGCAAUUGAAUUAUAUUCCUAGUGAUUUAAGAUUUAAUUAAACUCUAAUGACUUAAACAUCUAAAUUAACUAUAAGAGUAGAAGAUUUGAAAUAUAACUUAUGGGGGAUAGGUCUGAUUUAAAAUGCCUAUUCAUUAUUUUUGUAGAAUCCAGAACAUUCUGAUUUCGACAAAUGGGCCUAAUAUCUCUUAUCAAAACUAUUAAAUUAUUUGCCAGUAUUAAGCAAUAUAACUGAUGACGAUAAUAAUAAAAUUAUUUUAGAUGAUCUGAAGGGUGGAAUAUUAUUAGAAUUUGAUUAAACCUUUAAAAAGGUGGUUGUAUUGAAAAACACUUUACUUAAACUUUGUGCUAAGUUUAUUCAUUUUCUGUCAGUCUCAAAGAAUAUUAGUGUAUUUGAUCAAGUGAUAAUGCAAAUAAAUUAACUGAUAAAGAGGAAUGAAAAUGGAAUGUAUGAGAUUCUGAAUAUCAUUUUGAAAGAAUUUCCAAUAUCAUUAGCACCAAUAAGUGGGUUUUUAACUUUGAAAGCUAUCAAAAAAUUAACAGCAAAAGAUCCAAAUACAGCAUAAGCAGCAAGCAAAUUAUUUGGAUUUCUAGUGCCCAUCUUGACUAUCAUGGAUGUGCCAUAUUCUCCAAUAUCACCAUCUUUAAUUAAUAAAUUUUAAAAGGCGAAGGAAUUUCAAUUAGGAUUUGGGAAGAUGACUAAAGUGGAUUAUAAGGUAGAAGGUGGAAUCAAGGAUCGUAGUAUUUUAAGAGAUUAUUAAUGGGAUGGUAUUAGAUGGUUAGGAUUCUUGAUUAAGUACAAUUUGCAUGCAGCUUUAUGUGAUGAUAUGGGAUUAGGAAAAACCAUUUAAACUUUGGUAGUUUUAGCAAAUGAAGUAUUUAAAAGAAAAAAUGAAAAUUUGGUUUCCCUUGUUGUUGCUCCCAGUACUGUAGUCGACCAUUGGUAUGCAGAAACUAAAAAGUAUAUAAGUAAUGCUGUUUUGAAACCUCAUAUUUAUGAUGGAGUCUUCCAAGGCAAUCUUAUUAUGGUGUCUUACAAUUAAUUACUAAAGCUAAAUCAAAAUUUUCUUAAUUAAGAAUUUUAUUUCCUUAUCUUAGAUGAGGCCCAUAUUUUAAAGAAUAGUAAAAAUAAGACCAGCAGAGUCAUAAGGAGCUUAAAAGCAAAACACAAGAUUGUUUUGUCUGGAACACCAGUUCAGAAUCACCUUUUGGAAUUGUGGUCACUUUUUGAUAUUUUAUUGCCUAAUUAUUUGGGUGAUGAAGAGUACUUUAAACGAAAUUUCUCUAAGGCUUUUCAUACAAAUAUCUUCUCAUUAACUGAAGAUGAAAUUUUAUUUGAUGAAUAACAAAUUAAGACAUUAAGAUUGUUGCACAAAAAGGUGUUACCUUUUAUAAUGAGAAGAACUAAAUAAGAUGUGUUACCUUAAUUACCAGCUAAAAUUAUAGGAGAUUAUUAUUGUACUCUAUCAGAACCUUUACAAUCAUAAAUUUAUUAAAUUUUAGAAUCAAAUUCUUUUUCUACUGAUAUUGAAUAAUAGAUCACUAAGACUUAAGGAGAAUAAAAAAACAAAGUUUGUGAAUCUGUUCUUAAAUUAUUGCAUAAAUUGAGAUAAGCCUUAGAUCAUCCAAUAUUGGUCAGAAGUGUAAUUUUACCUAAUAAAAGACCAAAGAAAAAGGUAAAAACAGAAAAUAUAGAGAUUAUGGCUGAAUAAGAGAUAAAUUAAUUGUUAGAUAAAUAGGAGAAACCUGAAAGCUAUUCUCAUUCAGGUAAGAUGAUAGCUUUGAAAGAUAUAUUACAAUAAUUGGGAUUUCAAUCAACAGAUGAUGUUCCUUAACAAUAGACCCAAAGCGACUAAAUAACAAUUUACACAAAUUUUAAUAAGGUUUUAGUUUUUUCCAGGUUCAGAGCUGCUCUAUAACUAAUUGCUGAGUAAUUAUUGAAGGCUUAGUUUCCAGGAUUAUAAUAUUUAAUUUUAGAUGGAAGUGUUCCAUAAAAUUAGAGAUACCCUUUGGUUACCAAAUUUAAUGAAGAUCCAGAUAUUCGGGUGUUACUUCUUACUACUUAAGUAGGUGGGUUGGGAUUGAAUUUAAGUUCAGCAAAUAUUGUGAUUAUGUUCGAUCAUGACUAUAAUCCUGUGAAUGAUCAAUAGGCUAUGGAUAGGGCUCAUAGAAUAGGAUAAAAGAAUGUUGUUUAGGUCUUUAGAUUGAUUGUCAAGGACACCUUGGAAGAGAAGAUCAUGGGAAUCCAAAGAUUUAAAUCGGCAAUAUCUAAGGCUAUUGUGAAUUAAGACAAUGCAUCCUUGAAAUAGAUGGAAAAAACAGACUUAUUAUCGAUGUUAGAGUCCACUUCUUAAGGAAACAAUAAAGAGAAAAAUUCUGAAGAGGAACAAAUUGAGAAAUUAAGUGGCCCAUAUUCAAAGAUUUUAGGAUAACUUAAAUUGGAUCUAUUAGAAUAACUUAAUUUUGACAAAGAGUAUUGA
Paramecium tetraurelia is the source of this 5226-nucleotide messenger RNA. RefSeq lists its product as uncharacterized. The transcript is spliced from 5 exons. Lineage: Eukaryota; Ciliophora; Oligohymenophorea; Peniculida; Parameciidae. The record is from RefSeq and is a predicted model, not a curated record. Gene Ontology annotation, molecular function: TBP-class protein binding; ATP-dependent chromatin remodeler activity; ATP binding.